ACAGGGGAUGCCAGGGUCGGAAUGGGAUGCUCACCGAGAAAAGAGACGUCUGAAGUCUGGUGUCUUUUCCCUCAAAGCGGUGUAGAUUGACGGGUGGGGAGGCUGAAGACCACGCCUGGAUGGAAGAUAAGGGGUAGGUAGACCUGAAACUCUGCCCUUUGGGUAGGUCACCGCUUUGGGACAUGGGGCCUUCGCUCUGGUAUAGGCGUUCUCUCUAGUCCCAUUGGAACCAACCCUCAAGGACAACUUUUCCGUUCUGCAGGAUAAAAGAGGGGUGUGGCACACAAUAAUUCUUACUGUCAAAGGGGGAGCCCUGGCUCCAAAGAGGAGAGGAGGAAGAAAGAAAGGUCAGGGUGGAGGUGGGAUAGACACAGACCCUCACAGAAGCAAACCUGAGCUUUACUAAAACUUGCUCUGUGUCAGGAACUGAUUUUGAGGAUGCAAACAUGACUGAAGCAAGGAUGGGAGGACUACUUAAAGGGAGGGGACUGUAAAUGAAAUUAUUCACAAGAAUUAGCAAAUCCUGGAGAAAUCUGUACACUGGGUGUUUGGAAUAUUGGUAGAGUUUCAAGAGUAUUAUUGGGAAAACACACAAAAUCUGACUGUCACAGGUAAAGAGGGGCAGAUGUGGCCACCUUCUACCUCCUCGGAUACUUUCCUCUUCCCCUCUGCCUGACUCAAACUUUUCUUUUUUUUUUUUUUUUUUAAUUGUUAAGAAAUGUUUACUUACUUAUUUUGAGACAGAGAGAGAGCCCGCGAGCGCACAAACACGGGGGCGUGGCAGAGAGAAAAUCCCAAGCGGGCUCCAAACUGUCAAUGUGGGGCUCCAACUCCCCAACCGUGAGAUCAUGACCUGAGCCAAAAUCAAGAGUCCCACGCUUAACCGGCAGCCACCUAGGCUCCCCUUGACUUUUUCUAACACCAAAUCACUGUUACUGAUAAACUACAUCCCCUCUCUGGACCCAAAUUUCUACAGAUGUUGUUGGAAGGACUUGAACCAAAUUCUGCUCUAGAACGUUCUAGAACUUCGCUUUACUCUCCAAAUCAACCUAAUUAUAUUCACUUCAGUUUUCAGUGUUACUGUCUCCUGCAACUACGAUCCUCUUUCCUCAAGAUGGAAAGCGCUCAGGACCAAACGCAAGCGGCAGCUGGCUGCACCAUCUACCAUCCACCCGCAGCAGCAAAUAAACACGUGUCUCCAAAACACUACAACUCCCAAGAAGCUAUAGUGUCUUUCGAGGGAAGAGGUGGAGCACGCUUAAUCACUCUGGGGAGGAAACUAAACCUAACUACCAUUCCCGGCGGUCUCCGCGCCAUAGAUUAUCCAAUGAGCUUUAAAUGAAAAGUAUCGCGAUCCUUCCGUGAGACUUGGCUCUAUAAGCCCCUGGAAACAAGCCUCGGAAAUCCUUUUCACGAAGAUGGCGCCGAAGGCGAAGAAGGAAGCCCCUGCCCCUCCCAAAGCCGAAGCCAAAGCAAAGGCCUUGAAGGCCAAGAAAGCAGUGCUGAAAGGCGUCCACAGUCAUAAAAAAAAGAAGAUCCGUACGUCACCUACAUUCCGACGGCCCAAGACACUGCGUCUCCGAAGACAGCCCAAAUAUCCUCGAAAGAGCGCCCCCAGGAGAAACAAGCUUGACCACUAUGCCAUCAUCAAGUUCCCCCUGACUACAGAGUCGGCCAUGAAGAAAAUAGAAGACAACAACACUCUUGUGUUCAUUGUGGAUGUCAAGGCCAACAAGCACCAGAUCAAACAGGCCGUGAAGAAACUCUAUGACAUUGAUGUGGCCAAGGUCAACACUCUGAUCAGGCCCGAUGGAGAAAAGAAAGCAUAUGUUCGACUGGCUCCUGACUAUGAUGCUUUGGAUGUUGCCAACAAAAUUGGGAUCAUCUAAACUGAGUCCAGCUGGCUAAAUCUAAAUAUAAAUUUUUUCAACAUA
Molecule: messenger RNA, 1934 nt
Organism: Leopardus geoffroyi (Geoffroy's cat)
Lineage: Eukaryota; Metazoa; Chordata; Mammalia; Carnivora; Felidae
Gene: RPL23A
Product: ribosomal protein L23a
Exons: 5
Coding region: 1419-1889 (156 amino acids)
Biological process (GO): translation; ribosomal large subunit assembly
Cellular component (GO): ribosome; cytosolic large ribosomal subunit
Molecular function (GO): rRNA binding; structural constituent of ribosome
Source: RefSeq, a predicted model, not a curated record